This is a messenger RNA of Oncorhynchus tshawytscha (Chinook salmon), 2786 nucleotides long. RefSeq names its product gelsolin. NCBI's taxonomy places the organism in Eukaryota, Metazoa, Chordata, Actinopteri, Salmoniformes, Salmonidae. The coding region runs from base 146 to 2308 and encodes 720 amino acids. Gene Ontology annotation, biological process: barbed-end actin filament capping; actin filament severing; actin polymerization or depolymerization. Gene Ontology annotation, molecular function: phosphatidylinositol-4,5-bisphosphate binding; actin filament binding. The transcript is spliced from 17 exons. Gene Ontology annotation, cellular component: cytoplasm; actin cytoskeleton. The record is from RefSeq and is a predicted model, not a curated record.
GCUUCAAUGUCAAACCCAUAAGGGCUGAACACUCAACAAGCAAUGAACAGGCGUUUUAAGAAGUUGUAUUCGCGUCCACAUCUGUUUCUGCUCACUUAGCACCCAUUGUCUCAUUUUCCAUUACACAUCUGUCAAACCAGCUGUCAUGGUGUCACACAAGGAGUUUGUGACUGCAGGGAAGGAAAAAGGGCUGCAGGUGUGGCGUAUUGAGAACAUGGACCUGAAGCCUGUCCCCAAGGCCCUGCAUGGCAACUUCUACACAGGAGAUGCCUAUCUGCUCCUCUACACAACUGCAGCUCCCUCCUACUACAUACACAUGUGGAUGGGGGAUGAGUGUUCUCAGGAUGAGAGAGGAGCGGCGGCCAUCUUUGCCACCCAGCUGGAUGACUUCCUGGGCGGAGGGCCGGUCCAGUUCAGAGAGGUCCAGAACAAUGAGUCCAUCACCUUCUUGGGCUACUUUAAGUCUGGCAUCAAGUACAAGCAAGGGGGCGUGGCUUCAGGCUUCCAGCACGUUGUGACCAAUGACAUGAGCGUGAAGCGCUUGUUGCACAUCAAGGGGAGGCGGACCAUCCGGGCCACGGAGGUGGUACUGUCCUGGGCCAGCUUCAACCAGGGAGACUGCUUUAUCGUGGACCUGGGCAAGGAUAUCUACCAGUGGUGUGGCAGUGAGAGUAACCGCUUCGAGAGACUGAAGGCCUCCCAGGUGGCCAUCGACAUCAGGGACAACGAGAGGAACGGCAGGGCCAAGCUCCACAUGGUGGAGGAUGGUGCUGAGCCACAGGAACUCACUGAGGCUCUGGGGCCCAAACCCAGUAUCCCCCCUGGCACCCCUGAUGAUGAGAAGGUGGACACCACCAACAGGAAGAAGGGUGCUCUCUACAUGAUCUCCGAUGCCUCUGGCUCUAUGAAGUCGUCGGUGGUGGCCUCGUCCAGCCCCUUCAAACAGGCUAUGCUGAGUGCCGAGGAGUGCUACAUCCUGGACAACGGAGUGGACAAGAACGUCUUCGUAUGGAAAGGACCCAAGGCCAAUGCAGCCGAGCGCAAAGCAGCCAUGUCAGCAGCCCAGCAGUUCAUCAAAGAGAAGGGCUACUCCGACAAAACACAGAUCCAGGUACUACCAGCAGGAGGCGAGACCACUCUGUUCAAGCAGUUCUUCAGUGACUGGAAGGACAAGGACCAGACCACGGGUCCCAGUAAGGCCUACACCAUCGGCCGCAUCGCCAAGGUGGAGCAAGUGCCCUUCGACGCCUCCACCCUCCACUCCAACAACAACAUGGCCGCCCAGCACAACAUGGUGGACGACGGCAAGGGCAAAGUCCAGAUCUGGCGUGUUGAGGAUGGUGAUAAGGUGGCUGUGGAUCCCUCCUCUUAUGGCCAGUUCUACGGAGGAGACUGUUACCUCAUCCUCUACAGCUACAGGCUGGGAGGCAGGGAGCAGCACAUCAUCUACACCUGGCAGGGGCUGAAGUGCACCCAGGAUGAGCUGGCAGCCUCUGCCUUCCUCACAGUGAAGCUGGAUGACUCUAUGGGAGGAGCCCCUGUUCAGGUGCGUGUGACCCAGGGUCAGGAACCCCCCCACCUGAUGAGCCUGUUCCAGGGCAAGCCCAUGAUGGUCCAUAAUGGAGGGACGUCCCGUAAAGGAGGACAGUCGGGUACUGGCAGCACCCGCCUCUUCCACAUUCGUCAAUCCUCCACCCGCGCUACACGAGCUGUAGAGGUAGAGCCCUCUGCCUCCUUCCUGAACACCAAUGACGUGUUUGUGCUCAAAUCUCCCACCGCCAUGUUUGUGUGGAGAGGCGUGGGUGCCAGUGAGGAGGAAAUGGCCGCCGCCAAGCACGUUGUGGGUUUCCUGGGUGGCAGUGGCAGUAAUGUGUCUGAGGGCAAGGAGCCAGCUGGGUUCUGGUCUGCCCUGGGAGGGAAGAAGGAGUACCAGACUUCCAAGAGUCUGCAGAACAUGGUCAAACCUCCACGCCUGUUUGGCUGCUCCAACAAGACCGGAUGCCUCAGUGUGGAAGAGGUUCCUGGAGACUUCCAACAGACUGACCUGGCCACUGAUGAUGUCAUGUUGCUGGACACCUGGGACCAGAUCUUCCUCUGGAUCGGCAAUGAAGCAAAUGCAGAAGAGAGAACUGGAGCACCCAAAAUAGCUAAGGACUAUGUGGACUCAGACCCCUCUGGACGCAGAGGACUGUCCAUCACCACCAUCAAACAGGGGGCUGAACCCCCAACCUUCACUGGCUGGUUCCAGGCGUGGGACCCCAAAAUGUGGGAAACAGACCCUCUGAAGAUAAUCCAUGCCCGCUUCUAAAUGCCAAACUCCACUCCGUUACCUAUCUGGCACUUACACAUACGCAUGUCAUUCCCCCGCCCGCUCUUUGGAUCAGAGUACCAGUAUAACACCCUGGACUGCUAUUUUAAUUAGACUUGUUUUUAUGCCAUAACGUUGUCGCUUUUAGACUCAUACGAAACAUUCACCUAGCAUGCCUUUUUUUAUCUGCAGUUGGAGCAGAGAAAAGAAUGAUCUUUUGGAGCCUGUUUAUUCCAGUAGUCUAUUGAAUCCAACAGGUAUUUGGUUAUACUUUGUGAAGUCAUGAUAUGUGAUUACCAUUGAGACGUAGGUCUCAUUUGAAAGCUGCAUUUUAACAGGAUAUCUCUGCCGGAGAAAUAUGUCUGCUCUUCUUCUUCUUCUUUUACAUUACUUUCGAUGAUUCUGAAAUGGUAUUAUGGAUGGCUUUUUCAAUAAAUUCCAAGUAUUUCUAGAGGAACUCUAGAAACAUGUGAGAACA